Messenger RNA from Tinamus guttatus (white-throated tinamou), 2522 nucleotides. The record is from RefSeq and is a predicted model, not a curated record. NCBI's taxonomy places the organism in Eukaryota, Metazoa, Chordata, Aves, Tinamiformes, Tinamidae.
AUGAAGACAUUGUGGCUGAGGGUCUGCACAAACUGGGACGCUCUGCCCCUGGUAUCGACUAUGUUUAUCUUCAUCUGUCCCUUCCAGCCUGACCUCUCUCUCUGUGUCAUCCUGUUCUGGAGCAUUAAGAGGGGGCUGGAGGAAGCUUCAGGCACCUCUUCAGGGUCUCUUGCUAGUGGUCGUAAUCUAAGUGACAUUAACAUUCUCUCCAGAUACGUUCACCUACAGAAGUUGGAACUUUCAUAUAAUAAAAUUAAUGAUCUUUCGUGUAUCAGUCAGAUGCCUUACUUACUGGAACUGAAUGCUUCCAACAACAAUUUGACUACAUAUUUUGUAUUUAAGCCACCUAAAAAUCUCAAGGAAGUAGAUUUUUCAUGCAAUCAAAUACCUAAAAUGCAAGAUUUAUCAGCAUACCAGUCACUUACUAAACUCUUAUUGGACUUUAAUAACAUAGACGAGAUAAGUGGACUAGAGAAGUGCCAUAGUCUGAUUCAUCUUAGCUUGUCACACAACAGACUCACUGCAAUCAGUGGCCUUGAAAACUUACCUAUCAAAAUACUGAAUUUGAGUUCUAACCUCAUUGAGAAGAUAACUGGUUUGGAAAGCCUGAAAGCUGUACAGAAUCUGGACCUAUCUAGCAAUAAAAUAACUAGUUUAGAAGGUAUGGAGGGACAUGAUCUACUAGAGGUGAUCAAUCUAGAGGAUAACCAGAUUGCUGAGCUGGGCGAGCUUGAAUAUAUUGAAGAUCUGCCUCUCCUCAGAGUUUUAAAUCUGUUAAAAAAUCCUGUACAGGAGCAAACGGAUUAUUGGCUCUUGGUGAUUUUCAUGUUGCUUCAGCUAACAGAACUGGAUUGCAAGAAGCUUUCAGUGAAAGAAAAGGUUGCUGCUGUGAAUAAAUAUGAUCCUCCUCCAGAAGUUGUUGCUGCUAAAGAUCAUCUGACUCAUGUUAUGUAUAGCAUGAUGCAGCCUCAGAGGAUUUUUGACAGCACUUUACCUAGUCUUGAUGCUCCUUACCCCAUGCUCGUGUUGGUUGGCCCUCUGGCUUGCGGUAAGAGAGAGCUUACCCAUAAGAUCUGCAGACAAUACAACAAUUUCUUCAGAUAUGGUCCCUGUCACACCACCAGGGCAGCUUACUUUGGCGAAGAAAACCGACUUGAUUACUACUUCGUUUCUCAAGAAGCAUUUGACAAAAUGUUAAACAUGGGGAAAUUUUUAGCAACUUUUAAAUACAGUGGCUAUUAUUAUGGACUUGGAAGAGAUACGAUCGAAUCAAUUGCCAGAGAGGGUCUUGCAACCUGUGUCCACCUAGAAAUAGAGGGUGUGCGUAGUCUGAAAAAUAGCUACUUUGAGCCCAGAUAUAUCCUGUUAAUACCAAUGAGCAAAGAAAAAUAUGAGGGGCAUCUGCGAAGAAAGGGAUUAUUCAGCAGGCCAGAGAUCGAAGAGGCAGUCUCCCGAGUGGACAUGUACAUCCAAAUAAAUCAGGAUUUGCCAGGAUACUUUGAUGCAGUAAUUAACACAGAUGAACUGGAUGAGGCCUUCACAGAGCUGAAUUCCCUCAUAAAGGAGUACCUGGGUCUGGAACCACCUGCAGUUUUUGAUAGCUCUCCAGACUUGAACAGCAAUGCAGUAACAGGUUCAAGAAUGAGGUUCCUACAAGAUCAGAGGUUGUCACCCAGUGGAGUAAUUGCCAGGACUGCUGAGUCUUUGUCUGCCAAUGAAUUCUUGGACUCUUCUGCCAGAAGCUACUCAGCAAGCAUCUCAGAUGGAUUUGCUCCACCACUGGCCCCCGUGGAGGAAGCUUCUCUCCAGAGACGUCACUCUGCCACACGCCAGGCUCUGGCAGGGAAGGCCCCCAGUGCGUAUGUCCAGCUGUUUCAAAGGCCCUUGGCAGUCACUCCAGCACCAGGCAGCUCCCAUCAACAACUCCUGGAGCCAACAACACAGGUUCCUCCAUCUUCAGGAGGAGGGACCCAAGAGCAGAGCUUCACCCUUACCCACCCUGAGAGCCGUGACAGAGAGUCUGGCCCUGCUAGUGGGCUAUUACCAGUCUCAUCAUCUGCUGCAGAAGCUUUGCUUGUUCAGACCCCCCUUCCCCACGCUCGGCUCGCCGAUGAAGACCAAGUUGAGCAACAAGAGCCAAGAGGAGCUGAAAACGGAGCAGAAAGAUUGAAAGAGACCGAGCUCCCUGGUGACAAUCUCCCGAGAAGAUCCAAGUCCAAGGCUGGCUCUUCCCGUGUGCCUCAACUCGCCAACCGUCCAGGCUCCAACUCCAAACCUGUUCUACCUCCAAUCCCAUCUGGGCGGAAGAGGAACAACCUUUGACGGCUGCUACGAGCCAAACCUGUGUCUUGAUCGUGUUGAGUCUUUCUGACUAACAGGAAUACUGAUUUGGAUAUGAUUUCUCCUCAUCAAAGAAGAGUCUGUCAAAGAUUAUCUCUAAAUCCAUUCCUGAUUAACUCUGAAUUGCUCUUCCCUCUCCAAAAAAAGUUAUUUAUUUAUAACUUUAUUAAAAAGUAAUUUCU